AUGCUGAUAUCAAUAACUGUGUUCUAUAAUCUUCUCCAUGGAAACCAGCCAGCCACGCCCAGGCAAGGCUCGUGGGUCACGUACAACAGUCCUCUGUGGAAGAAAGAUAGGAUCAAGUCAGACGUACAACUGAAUGCCAGCUUUAUCGCAAGAUCCAAGUGUUUCCCUGCUUAUGAAGCGAGUUUUCUCAACGACGCCAUCAGAACCAGUGUCUCCUCCACAAGAAGAGCUCCAGUAAUUCCUACCUACAAUGCCCUGAUGGAUAAGUACAGCCAGGCCUACUUCCGGUCCCCUCUAGUGCAGAGCAUCCUGGGGAGGGACAUGUCAUCCGGCAUAAAGACUAAUACAAGAACUAUUAACAAACUCAGUGCCAGACGCAGAUGUGCACCAACUCCUGACCAGUGCAAGCUCUGGCAAAUGGAAAAAGGUUUCAUCAAUGAUGCGAUAAUCACUGAAAAAAGGCGGACCAGAUACAAAGACAUUAUUCCCUCUUACGAUGCCAGUCGUGAUCAAUGUUGCCAGAUGUAUUUUGAACGUGAAGAUAUCAAGAGGCUGCUUGCAAGAACGUGUGCUCCCAGAGUUAGAUUCCAUGUCAAAUCUAAAAGCACUGUAUCAUAA
Messenger RNA from Candidula unifasciata, 618 nucleotides. NCBI's taxonomy places the organism in Eukaryota, Metazoa, Mollusca, Gastropoda, Stylommatophora, Geomitridae. The record is from the annotation of a GenBank genome assembly.